CUGCCUUAAGACGUGCAGCCCUGGCGGCCUCCGCCACAGCAGCCGCAGCAGCCCCAGCCGGCGCAGCAGCAUGGCGCUCUGGGGGGCCUACCUGCUCCUGUGUCUCUUCUCCUUCCUGACUCAGAUCACUGCUGAGCCACCAACCCCCAAGGUGAGGAAGGCUGCAAAUGCCAAGAAAGAUGCUGUGGGCCCCAAGAUGUUCGAGGAAUUCAAGAGCCAGCUGGACAAUCUGGCCCAGGAGGUGGCGCUGCUGAAGGAGCAGCAGGCCCUGCAGACAGUCUGCCUGAAGGGCACCAAGGUGCACAUGAAGUGCUUUCUGGCCUUCGCCCAGGCCAAGACCUUCCACGAGGCCAGCGAGGACUGCAUCUCGCGCGGCGGCACGCUGGGCACCCCCCAGACCGGCUCAGAGAACGACGCCAUGUACGACUACCUGCGCCAGAGCGUGGGCGGCGAGGCCGAGAUCUGGCUGGGCCUCAACGACAUGAAGGCCGAGGGCGACUGGGUGGACAUGACCGGCCACCAAAUCGCCUACAAGAACUGGGAGACGGAGAUCACCGCGCAGCCAGACGGCGGCAAGACGGAGAACUGCGCGGCCCUGGCCGGCGCGGCCGGCGGCAAGUGGUCGGACAAGCGCUGCCGCGACAAGCUGCCCUACAUCUGCCAGUUCGCCAUCGUGUAGGGGAGCCGGCACCCCGCAGCCCACCGGCCGGGGGAGUGGCUGGGGGCGGGGCGCU
Molecule: messenger RNA, 734 nt
Organism: Condylura cristata (star-nosed mole)
Lineage: Eukaryota; Metazoa; Chordata; Mammalia; Eulipotyphla; Talpidae
Gene: CLEC3B
Product: C-type lectin domain family 3, member B
Exons: 3
Coding region: 71-679 (202 amino acids)
Source: RefSeq, a predicted model, not a curated record